Castor canadensis (American beaver) is the source of this 3131-nucleotide messenger RNA. NCBI's taxonomy places the organism in Eukaryota, Metazoa, Chordata, Mammalia, Rodentia, Castoridae. The record is from RefSeq and is a predicted model, not a curated record.
AUGUGUGUGUGUGCGGGCUGCCGGGCUGCCCCGAGCCGGCGGGGAGCCGGUCCGCUCCAGGUGGUGGGCGGCGGGAGCGAGGGAGCGGACAUGGACUUCGAUUCGUACCAGCACUAUUUCUACGACUAUGACUGCGGGGAGGAUUUCUACCGCUCCACGGCGCCCAGCGAGGACAUCUGGAAGAAAUUUGAGCUGGUGCCGUCGCCCCCCACGUCGCCGCCCUGGGGCUCAGGUCCUGGCGCCGGAGACCCAGCCCCUGGGGUUGGUCCCCCAGAGCCGUGGCCCGGAGGAGAUGAGGCGGAACCUCGGGGCCACUCGAAAGUUUGGGGCAGGAACUACGCUUCCAUCAUCCGCCGUGACUGCAUGUGGAGCGGCUUCUCCGCUCGGGAACGGCUCGAGAGAGCGGUGAGCGACCGGCUCGCUCCUGGCGCGCCCCGGGGGAAUCCGCCCAAAGCGCCCGCCACCCCAGACUGCACUCCCAGCCUGGAAGUCGGCAAUUCGGUGCCUCCCACCCCCUGUCAGCUGGGUGAACCCAAGACCCAGGCCUGCUCGGGGUCCGAGAGCCCAAGCGACUCGGAGGGUGAAGAAAUAGAUGUUGUGACGGUGGAGAAGAGACAGUCUCUGGGUAUACGGAAGCCAGUCACCAUCACCGUGCGAGCAGAUCCUCUGGACCCCUGCAUGAAACACUUCCACAUCUCCAUUCAUCAGCAACAGCACAACUAUGCGGCCCGUUUUCCUCCAGAAAGUUGUUCCCAAGAGGAGGCUCCAGAGACAGGUCCCCAGGAAGAGACUCUGGAUAGAGACACUCCCCAGGGGAAGGAGGACAAGGAGGGUGAAGAGCUCGUGAGUGCCCCACCAGUAGAAAGUGAGGCUUCCCAGUCCUGCCACCCCAAACCUGUCAGUUCUGAUUCUGAGGAUGUGACCAAGAGGAAGAACCAUAACUUCUUAGAGCGCAAAAGGCGGAACGACCUCCGGUCACGGUUCUUGGCCCUGCGGGACCAGGUACCCACCCUGGCCAGCUGCUCUAAGGCCCCCAAAGUAGUGAUCCUAAGCAAGGCUUUGGAAUACUUGCAAGCCCUGGUGGGGGCUGAGAAGAGGAUGGCUACGGAGAAAAGGCAGCUGCGGUGCCGGCAGCAACAAUUGCAGAAAAGAAUUGCGUACCUCAGUGGCUACUAACUGACCAAAAAGCAAGACACAAGUUUAUUUUUUAACCUCCCUUUCCCCUUUAGUAAUUUGCACAUUUUGGUUAUAGCAGGAUGGUCGGAACUGUAGAUCCCAGAAUGCAUGGCAGCCAGUGCACACACAAUAAGGCCUUGCAUUCUUGGAAAUCUUGAAACCCAGCUUUCUUUCCUCCCUGACUCAUGGGAGUGUUGUGUCCUCUGUGGCGCCUCUGGCUUCUCAGCAGGCAGCUGACUGAGGAGCCUUGGGGUCUGCCUAGCUCACUAGCUGUGAAGAAAAGGCUGACAGAUGCUAUGCAACAGGUGGUGGACGUUGUCAGGGGCUCCAGCCUGCAUGAAAUCUCACACUCUGCAGGAGCUUUAGGCUAGGAAAGGAUGCUCCCACUGGUAUCUCUGGGGGUGAUGCGAGGACAGCUGAUCCUGGACGCUCUCCCUGAAGCUCCUUUUUCCUGGAGACACACAAGCUGUCCUGGGUUGAAGACAAGCUCACAGACUUGAUCAACAUGGACCAUUUCCUUACUGUCAGACACUUUACAGUAGAUGAGGAGUGGAAAACGUAUAUAUAUUAUGAUGUUAGGUAGCCCCCCUACCUGCUCCUCAAUGCUGCGACCUUGAGAACAUUUAAAGACCUUGGCCUCUAGAUUCUUUGUCUCAGAGCCCUGAACUCUCUCCUCUGAGGGAGAGACCUUUCUGUUCUCACAAGGGACUUUCUGUUUCUUUGUUUCAUUCUGCUUUUGUUAUGCAAUUGGCUCUACAGCCCCCUUUCCCACAGGUCAGAAAUAUUUCCAUAUGACACAGGGAAAUGGGUUCUAGCCUGGGGCCUGGGGAAGGCUCGGAGUCCUGACUCUUGAACUUGUUCCCUGCCCAGGUAUUUUCCAAUGGCCAUUUGAGGCCCGUUUCGGAUUUUUUUCCUCAAGGCAGGUGUAAGACACCUCAGAAGGAAGCCCUGUACCACUUCCUCUUUCCCACCUGCCUGUUAUCUCAGUCCUUGAAUGUUUGAAGUUCUACUGGAACCAUGCAAACUUGUCCUUCUCCUGUGACUCCCAGGGAGCUUGCCAGCUUUGCAGCCACCAGCAUGACUCUCUGCCCUCCUGACAUGAGUCAGCACUCUUUUUCAGAACCUGGGCCUUAGUAAGGUUCUGGGGAGAGCUGUUGGGACUCAGUCAAUGCUCCAGGAAGGUGGACUUGCUUCCUGGUGGGUUGUAAAGGCACCUCCAGGAACUCUGCUUAGCCGUCCAUGAUAGAUUUCACCCCAGCUGGACUCUGCAGCUUCAAGGGGAAUCCAGGUGCAGUCUCCAAUCUGGGAAAGCCACCCAAUCUAGCAAGUUUCAUGUGGGCAACCUCAGGAACCCCUAACGCUGGCCUGGAAGAAGUACAGCCCUUCCAGAACUGUGCCCAGGACAGCAGGUCCUGCUGGUUCUGAGUUGGGAAGUAGGGGAGGGUCUGGGCAGUAAGCACUAUUUGUGGCUCUGAAAAACCAGCUGCUACUUCCUAACCUACUGUCCAUAGUGGUCUCUUUCUGAGGUUGCUUCCUAGCCUCAGAGAAUUAGGCAGUGGUAAUUUCAAAAAUAGCUGCUUUUCUGGAGCAGGGUUUUCAGGAGCCAGCUGACUUUUGGAACUGUCUUAGGAGGAUGAGUGAGAAACAGGUUACUGAUUGAUGCCUCACCUGAAUAGUUUGUGUUUUAUAAGCUGCUGCUGGGUAUUAUGCUGGGGGAGUCUUUUUUUUUUUUUUUUUUUUUUUUUAUACCGUAUUUUUGUAUGCCUUUUGCAAAGUGGUGUUAACUGUUUUUGUACGAGGAAAAAAAGAAAAAAACCUCUUGGGCAAUUCUGUUGCAAGGGUCUGAUUUAUUUUGAAAGGCAAUAUACCUGAAAUUUUGUAUUUAGUUGUGAUUAUUGCCUGCCUGAUUUUAAACUGUUGCCUUCUGGGACAUCUUCUAAUAAAAAAUUUCUCAA